Messenger RNA from Morus notabilis, 651 nucleotides. RefSeq names its product phosphomannomutase. The coding region runs from base 1 to 651 and encodes 216 amino acids. The transcript has 9 exons. The record is from RefSeq and is a predicted model, not a curated record. Gene Ontology annotation, molecular function: phosphomannomutase activity. Gene Ontology annotation, cellular component: cytosol. Gene Ontology annotation, biological process: mannose metabolic process; GDP-mannose biosynthetic process; protein N-linked glycosylation. Lineage: Eukaryota; Viridiplantae; Streptophyta; Magnoliopsida; Rosales; Moraceae.
AUGUUAGGUUUUUCCCCAAAGAGCAUUCCCUUCGUCGCCAGUAAUGUAGUACAGGUUACAAUACGAUCUUGGGCAUCAGUUAUUGAUGAUUAUGAUUAUGUGUUUUCGGAGAAUGGUCUUGUGGCUCACAAAGAGGGGAAACUCAUUGGAACCCAGAGCUUGAAGUCAUUUCUUGGAGACGAGAAGCUCAAGGUAUUAUCCCAUUUUCUGAGUUUUAUCGAUUUUACACUUCAUUAUAUUGCCGAUUUGGAUAUCCCAAUAAAGAGGGGAACAUUUAUAGAGUUUCGAAGUGGGAUGAUCAAUGUUUCACCAAUUGGGCGAAACUGUAGCCAAGAAGAAAGGGAUGAAUUUGAAAGAUAUGAUAAGGUUCACAAUAUACGCCCCAAAAUGGUUUCUGUGCUCAGAGAGAGGUUUGCUCAUCUUAACUUGACAUUUUCCAUAGGAGGUCAAAUUAGCUUCAAUGUCUUCCCUCAAGGUUGGGACAAAACAUACUGCUUGAGAUGCCUUGAUGAUUUUCAAGAAAUCCAUUUCUUAGGUGAUGAAACUUACAAGGGUGGAAAUGACCAUGAAAUUUAUGAAUCAGAGCAAACCGUAGGUCACACAGGGGUUUCAUUCAAGAACAACUACAAGAUGAAUCAGGAAUUCUACUAG